Cryptococcus wingfieldii CBS 7118 is the source of this 1155-nucleotide messenger RNA. RefSeq lists its product as hypothetical. The coding region runs from base 1 to 1155 and encodes 384 amino acids. Lineage: Eukaryota; Fungi; Basidiomycota; Tremellomycetes; Tremellales; Cryptococcaceae. The transcript is spliced from 2 exons. The record is from RefSeq and is a predicted model, not a curated record.
AUGUCCAAUACCUAUCUUUUCGCUCUCCUCUUCCUUCUCCUCCCCAUAUCCUUCGCCCAACAAGCCGGCAACUUUUCCCUCAAACUCUCCACUUCCUCCUCUUCCUGCAUCAUCCUCUCUCAACUCACAAUCCCUUCCGCCGACUCGCCUGUCACACUCCAAGCGUCUAUCCCCAUCUGUUCCGACUCGUCCCCUUUGGCCGAUGACGGCUCAGGAGAGAGGAACGUCACUUGGCCUCUCGCCGAAGAAGGUUCGAGCGCGGCGAGUUCUUUAGCCAUCUAUGGAAACAUCGACAAAGGCGAUGGCGAUCUUGUCGAAGCGGGUUGUGUGAUGGAGCUCAGUAUCGACCAGGUGCAGUACCUGCUAGGUCGCGAUUUGAGCUGGAACCCGCAAGAUCAGCUCUGGGAUAACGGGGGGGAUGGGUAUGUUAUGAAUGGCACCACUGGCGGGACGUUGACUUGUAGCGAUGCUGUGGCCACCCUCUUGCCCGCCAACGCCCAGCUUCCCAACCCGUACAGGGUCAGCGCAGAUGACGAUGCGUGGAGCACUGCUAUCACCCUCGACACUUCUUCCGACAGCCCUAUCUCUGCCUCAGAAAGCUCCUCAGAGUCCUCAGCCUCGAGCGAGACUACGAGUUCUUCGAGCACGAGUGCCCAAAUCUCAAGGACGACUGUCACUUCGAGCAGCACGGCGUCUUCGGCAGAGUCGUCGGCUACGGAUGACGGUAGCGGUGAAAGUGGAACCUCGUCAUCGGCCCAGCAGUCGACCGCCUCGUCCUCUGCAAUUUCCACCUCGUCCUACUCCAGCUCCACCUCGGAGCAAAAUGAACUCACGGUCAAAACCAGUCAGACCAGCUCGAGCUUUGAUGCUGCCUCCAUUACAUCCAGUGAUAUCGUGGGGGUGGAAGCUUCGAGCAUUGCUUCCAGCUCGUCCAGUGUCUUGAGCAGCAGCUCCUCAUCAUCUACCGAAACAGUCCCCACCUCUGCAUCGACUACACUACCCUCGUCCACCCAAAAGGCUGUCACCACAACGGCCCCGAGCACUAGCGCAAGUAGCAACAGCGACGGGUCUUGUGUGCCGGUGACAAUUACACAAGUGCAAACUGUGACUGUCAGCGCUGGUUCCGAGAGGAGAUGGUGGAUGUAUAGGGACUGA